This is a messenger RNA of Otolemur garnettii (small-eared galago), 967 nucleotides long. RefSeq names its product N(alpha)-acetyltransferase 20, NatB catalytic subunit (gene NAA20). The transcript is spliced from 7 exons. Gene Ontology annotation, biological process: N-terminal peptidyl-methionine acetylation. Gene Ontology annotation, cellular component: NatB complex. The record is from RefSeq and is a predicted model, not a curated record. Gene Ontology annotation, molecular function: protein-N-terminal amino-acid acetyltransferase activity. The coding region runs from base 1 to 531 and encodes 176 amino acids. Lineage: Eukaryota; Metazoa; Chordata; Mammalia; Primates; Galagidae.
AUGAGAGAAGCAGCUGAGAUAGAGACGGGACCUGUUGGGGAGUGGAGUAACUUGGAUCCACUUACAGAAACUUAUGGGAUUCCCUUUUACUUACAGUACCUUGCCCACUGGCCAGAGUAUUUUAUUGUUGCAGAGGCACCUGGUGGAGAAUUGAUGGGUUAUAUUAUGGGUAAAGCAGAAGGCUCAGUAGCCAGAGAAGAAUGGCACGGACACGUCACAGCUCUGUCAGUUGCCCCAGAAUUUCGACGUCUUGGUUUGGCUGCUAAACUUAUGGAGUUAUUAGAGGAGAUUUCAGAAAGAAAGGGUGGGUUUUUUGUUGAUCUCUUUGUAAGAGUAUCUAACCAAGUUGCAGUCAACAUGUACAAGCAGCUGGGCUACAGCGUGUAUAGGACAGUCAUAGAAUACUACUCAGCCAGCAACGGGGAGCCCGAUGAGGAUGCUUAUGAUAUGAGGAAGGCACUUUCCAGGGACACAGAGAAGAAAUCCAUCAUCCCGUUACCUCAUCCUGUGAGGCCUGAAGACAUCGAAUAACCCUGGGCAGUGGUUCUCAGGCAGAUGCUCCAAAUGUUACGUGGACAAUAUUAUUUUCAUUGGGUGAUCUUGGAGUUCUACUGGAGAAAAAUAAUUUAGGUCUGAAAGACUUGAAGAAAAUACAGGCUAUCAACUUAUUUUAAAUUUCAUUGUUUCCAGUUAGCAAUAUCAUACCUAUUAAAGCUGUUCUCUGUAAUAAAAUUCAAUCAAAAAGGCAGCUGAGUCAGAAGGAAGCAUAUCAUAGUUCAUAACAUUCACUGUGUCAUAGGGAAAAGAAUUGCUCCAAUCUCCUGCUAAAUUUUGUGCCUGAGAACCACUGCUGCAUAUAUAUAUAUAUAUUUUUAAUUUUGUAUUGAACUAUAAUUGAAGCUUUAAAAGCAUAUAUGAAAUGUAUAAAUCUAAGAUGUAUAAUGAAAUACACUGUCGACUCUAUGAA